UACUAGUAGUUAUAUAAAUAAUUGGUGAGUGGGAAGAGACAGAAGACAACAAUGGCAAAUUCUCGUAGUUUCCACCUCAUCUCUUCCUUGUUGAUCGUCACGGCUCUGAUCAUCUCAUCAAGGUCGUCCACCGCCGAGGCCGGCGGCGACCACCACCAGUUCAGCUGGAUGCCGGCGAAACCCGCCUGCCAGGGUUCGAUAGCCGAAUGCAUGGCCGUCGACGGGGGAGAGUUCGACAUGGAGUCGGAGGUCAGCCGGCGCAUAUUAGCAACGACCGAGUACAUAAGCUACGGAGCGCUGCAGAGGAACAGCGUUCCGUGCUCUCAGAGGGGUGCGUCCUACUACAACUGCCAACCAGGUGGUCAAGCUAACCCUUACACUCGUGGCUGUAGUACCAUCACUCGUUGCCGGAGUUGAGCUUCUCCGUCUCUUUUUCUAUUUCCAUUUCAUUAUAUAUGUAUAAUGCCAAUAUAUAUAUAUAUGUAUGUAUGUAUAUGUAUUAUACGACUAUGUGAUAAGAAUAAUUUUGAUUUUAAGUUAUGGUUCCACUUCAUACAAUAUAAUAAUGUUAUGUCGGAAGCACGGGAUUGGUGGUUUGAAUUUGAGAUUUAUCUCAAUUCUAUGGACCAAUUCGGUGCCGCUAGUAAAGUUUUUACCUUGGCUUUUGUUGAUAUUAUUGUUUUUGACUUGAAUUCUUCUACUAUUUAUAAUCCGAUGUUGGUUUAA
This is a messenger RNA of Cornus florida, 726 nucleotides long. RefSeq names its product rapid alkalinization factor-like. Bases 52 to 417 code for a protein of 121 amino acids. The record is from RefSeq and is a predicted model, not a curated record. NCBI's taxonomy places the organism in Eukaryota, Viridiplantae, Streptophyta, Magnoliopsida, Cornales, Cornaceae. The transcript has a single exon.